Molecule: messenger RNA, 773 nt
Organism: Apaloderma vittatum (bar-tailed trogon)
Lineage: Eukaryota; Metazoa; Chordata; Aves; Trogoniformes; Trogonidae
Product: serine incorporator 2-like
Cellular component (GO): membrane
Source: RefSeq, a predicted model, not a curated record
AUGCUCACCUUCCCGUUGCAGCUCCCUGGCUUCUGCGAAGGCAGCGGGUCGGUCCUGGGGGUCCAGACCCACGUCAACUGCAGCAGCUUCCUGGGCCACAAAGCCGUGUACCGCAUGGGCUUCGCCAUGGCUGCCUUCUUCUUCCUCUUCGCUGCCAUCAUGGUGUGCGUGCGCAGCAGCAAGGACCCGCGAGCCGCCGUGCAGAACGGCUUCUGGUUCUUCAAGUUCCUGGUGCUGGUGGGGCUCACGGUGGGGGCUUUCUACAUCCCCGACGGCACCUUCACCUCAGUUUGGUUUUACUUCGGUGUGGUCGGCUCCUUCCUCUUCCUCCUCAUAAUCCCCCUCAUCGACUUUGCCCCCUCCUGGAGCCAGCUGUGGCGGCGCAAGGCAGGCGAGGGCAGCGCCAAGGGCUGGUACGCAGCCCUUUGCCUUGUCACCUUCAUCUUCUACGCCACCUCCAUUGCGGCCAUAGUGCUGCUCUACAUCUACUACACUAAGCCCGAGGGCUGCACGGAGGGCAAGGUCCUCAUCAGCAUCAACCUCAUCCUCUGCCUCAUCCUCUCGGUUGUGUCCAUCCUGCCCAAGAUUCAGGUGAGGCAGCGGUGGGCUGGGUUUCUAGGGGCUGAAAUGUUGUGUGUCCCCUCCCCAGUCCAGAGCUGUAACCCCACGCUGCUGGUGAGGAACAGCACCGGCUCGGUGACAGCCACCCAGCCCUGGGACGCCCCGAGCAUCUUGGGGCUGAUAAUCUUCAUCUUCUGCACCCUCUUCAUCAG